Aureobasidium pullulans EXF-150 is the source of this 609-nucleotide messenger RNA. RefSeq lists its product as uncharacterized. Gene Ontology annotation, molecular function: oxidoreductase activity, acting on a sulfur group of donors, disulfide as acceptor. Lineage: Eukaryota; Fungi; Ascomycota; Dothideomycetes; Dothideales; Saccotheciaceae. The transcript is spliced from 2 exons. Bases 1 to 609 code for a protein of 202 amino acids. The record is from RefSeq and is a predicted model, not a curated record.
AUGGACGAUGAUAUCAACGAGGAAUACUUGCCUAGAAGAGUCCCUUUGGAGGCUCACAUCAUGAGCAAGUGCCCGGACGCAAGAGACUGUCUUCACGACCUUGUCCUUUCUGCCAUGGUCAACGUCAGCAACCUCGUUGACUUCAAGCUGUCUUAUAUUGGAAAGACUUCUGAGGAUGACGGUGUUGCUUGCCUCCAUGGCCCAUCUGAGUGCCUUGGAAACUCCAUCGAACUCUGUGCAGCUCACCUCUACCCCAACCCUAAGGUCUACCUUGGCUUUACUAUGUGCAUGUCCCGUAAUUACUCCGAGAUUCCUUCUGAAGAUCUCGCCAAGGAUUGCGCUCUGGAGCACGGAAUGGACUUUGGCAAGCUGAACCACUGUCUGAGUGUUGACGACGGAGAGUACUCUCGGGAGCUCCUCAAGAAGUCUGUCCAGAGAAGUGCUGAGAAGGGGGUCACCAAGAGCUGUACUAUCAGAGUUGAUGACAAGAACUGGUGCAUCCGCGACGGUGGAAAGUGGACCGACUGUGAGAACGGCUCCGAAGUCAAGGACCUUGUCGAGGAGAUCUAUGAUCUGAGAUGGAAGCACAGCAGUGCCUACCAAGAGUAG